This is a messenger RNA of Paramecium sonneborni, 1003 nucleotides long. The record is from the annotation of a GenBank genome assembly. NCBI's taxonomy places the organism in Eukaryota, Ciliophora, Oligohymenophorea, Peniculida, Parameciidae.
AUGAAAUCAAGACCUUAUUUUACAUAAUUGUAGGUUAGAUUAUAAAAAAAUUAUAAGACAAGGAAGUAUUUCAAAAAUUAUUCUUUCUUUAUAUUCAUAAAAUAAAGACUUAGUAUAAUAACUAAUUCAUUUUGGAUUAAAUUCCAUAUUUUUUUUGAAAAUAAAUAUAUUCUAUUAUGUAAGUGUUAUUAUGAAAUGAGAUAAACAAAAUUAAAAUAAAAAAAACAAGGUUUUUACAUAAUUAUAUUACAAAAAAAAAAGUGAGGAAUACUUAAUAAUCAGUAAUUCUAAUUAGUUUUUAAAAAUACAAGCAAUGAUAAAAAGAUUCUGUGAGUGAGAAUUUUUUCAAUAAAGAUAAAUUAAUCGAAUAAAGAGGCUUUCUUCUUAUAGUUUAAAAUUGUAAUGUAAGAAAUUUAUUAUCAAAUAGAAUCAAGAGUUGAAUUGUAUUUUGUAAAUCGACAAGAGAUAAAUUAUAACUAAAUUAGAUAAAGAACAAUUUUAUAAUAGUAUUAUUAUAAUGAAUAAUAAUCUCAGUAGUGAAUAAACAAAUAUUGUUAAAAUUUAUGAAGAAAAAUACAUGUACUUUUUAUUUAUGAAAUAUUCAAAAUUUUAAUUAUUAGAAUCUUUGCUUUUACAUGAUUUUUAAUUUAGAGUAGCCUCAUUAGUAUGUAUAAUCUAUUUAAUUCUUUAAAAUUUUCUAAAAUAUAAAAAUUCAGGAAUAUACCAUGGAAAUAUUAACUUUAAAUCAAUCUAUAUUAAUAUGUCAGGUGCCUUUUUAUAAAUUAUCAUUUUAUUUCCAAAAUAUUUGAAGAAUAAUAACAAAAGCAUAUCUCUUGACUUGCUAAAUUUAGGAUAAUUACUUUAUUAAAUAACAUUUUAUGAAAUAAAGGAUAAAAUUAAAUAAUUUUUAGAUCUAAAACUGAUAACAUAAUAAAAAUAAUUAUUUUAACAUAUGAAUACAGAAAAUAAGCGAUUUAAAUUUUUAUUUAGAAUUAGUUAGUGA